AUGCAAGGCAGUAUGGGUAUACCCAGGCUAGAAGACUUCACAAUUGAAGACCUGGAGGUUUGGCAUCUAACGAGGUGCGGCUGUCAGAGUCAGAGCUGCAGCAGCAACAAGGUGAAGUCUGCCCGAACUACAGGAAUUUCAAAGGUGCUUUGCUGUGCCAUUCCCAUUGCUCAGAUCGCACUUGGUGCGAUACACCUGGAUGACUGUCCACGGCAGCACUACAUCCCCAUCUACCUGAUAGUGGUGGGAGUCUUUAGCCUGGUGCUGUCGGUGCUCUCCUGCCUGCCCUGCACCCAGGAGCCUGAAGAGGGCCCCUCCACCCCGCUCAGUCGAGCCUUUACCACCUGGAACUCCUUGACAUCCUUAUUCCUCUUCUGCUGGUUUAUUGCUGGUAAUGUGUGGAUAUACUCCAUUUAUAAGCCCAACUACAACAAGAACACAACAAAUGUGGAUCCGUACUGUGACAAGACACUCUACCUGUUCGCCUUCUGGACCACCACCGUAGUCUACAUCCUGCUGUUACUGUUCCUGCUGAUCGGCUGCUGUGUCUGUUGCUGCAUGUUUCUGUGCGGCCAAGCCGACCCGGACGACGAUGUCUAGAGAAAAAACAAACCAAUGAGGAGACGGGAUGCAUCUGAUGAGGCUGCACACAACGAGUCGACAACACAGGACUAAUAUCUUAAUAAGAUUUUAACACUGAUUAUAAAUAAUGUGUUUCCUCAAUGCUGAGCCUUUUCUACCUCCUGCAGAAGCUGUAGGGCUUUCUGUUUGUAGGAAUCUUCUCUCACUUCCUCUCCAAAAGUCACAUAAAAUGUAUCGCUGAAUACAGGAUGACAGGAUAAGAUGUCUGUUCUUUGAGUUGAUUUUAAGCUGUUAUUAUUAUAAUUUUUUACUUCAUUGCUCAUGUUUGUUGAUAAAUUGUGUCAGGAGAGACUCUAUAAAACAUGGUCAAGUUUAACCAAUCAUACUCCACAUUUUACCCAUUAUGCACUUUAUUAUUAGAGUGCUUUUCUUAAACAUUAUAAGCCUACAUAAAAUACUUUAUGAUCCAUAUUGCAGUGGUUUGUUUGGAACAUUUUUCAUGUUUUUUAAUCUCCACUUUGUAACAUUUAAUCACAGCACUUAUUCUACAGAUCAAACUAUCAGAUACUUUCACUGCUAUAAAUGAUGUACUAUAAAGAUAUAGUAUAUCAACCAUGAUACAAUCACAGAAAUGUUGUAUUUUGUCUCUGCAAAAUCAAUUAAAAGAGGAAGAAACA
This is a messenger RNA of Centropristis striata (black sea bass), 1259 nucleotides long. RefSeq names its product transmembrane protein 272-like. Bases 1 to 600 code for a protein of 199 amino acids. The transcript has 5 exons. The record is from RefSeq and is a predicted model, not a curated record. NCBI's taxonomy places the organism in Eukaryota, Metazoa, Chordata, Actinopteri, Perciformes, Serranidae.